This is a messenger RNA of Octopus sinensis (East Asian common octopus), 2619 nucleotides long. RefSeq lists its product as uncharacterized. The coding region runs from base 1 to 648 and encodes 215 amino acids. NCBI's taxonomy places the organism in Eukaryota, Metazoa, Mollusca, Cephalopoda, Octopoda, Octopodidae. The transcript has 4 exons. The record is from RefSeq and is a predicted model, not a curated record.
AUGGCCUACAUGAAUGGUUUAAGUGCAAAAGGUGAAAAAAGCAGUCGAAGAGGUUCACGCGUCUCAUUUUCCAGUGCUUCCGGUACUGCUGCGAAACGGUUGAGUAUAGGAGGUCAAAAGGAUGAAGGGCUGCCACCUAUGACACCAUUAAGAAAGAAAUCCAUCCAGCAGUUCCUUAUGGAAAAGGCUAAACAAGAAAGGCACAGAUUAUCAGUAUUGCCUGGUGACGCCGGACGAAUAUCUAUAUCCCAAGCUAGGCCAGGAGAGCGAAUCACAUUUGCUAACCUCGUUUUAAAAACACAGCGUAUGAAAAAGAAGCUAUUCAUCAACCCAAAAGAGGUUUUGGGAACCGCUCCACCCCAGGGCUUGGCUCUUAGUAUGACGAACUUGGUCAGUAAAGUUCUCAGCGAAGCUUCAACUGUUGAAAAAGAUAUCCAUCCUUACGGACGCGGAAAUAUGUACACCAAUGCUUUCGCUGGUAAAAAAUCGCUGGUGAAACUCGAUCCCGGAAAGCUUAUGUUCUGGGGUAUCGUCAUAUGCAUGGUGACUGGAGCAGCAUUUGGAGUUAUUAUUCUAUCAGAAAUUCAUCGUGGAUCUUUGAAACGCUUGCUACAACGAUACAAUGGCUCGUUCCCGGAUUGGUACUAACUUUACAACAAACCUUUGGUGUUUAAUAUAUUUCAAGGAAACUUUUUUCUACCAAAAAAGCAACAUAUUUCAAACAGUUUUUUCAACCAUUUGUCAGUAUAAAAUGGUGGGUGAGGUAAAAAAUCUAACAACUCAGUCGGUGAAUGACCAGUUCAAUCAUACAACAUGAAGGCAAGAUAAUGCAAAUUAUAUAAGUAGUUUGUGUGAAUGUAUAAUACAGAUUUUAGAUCAUCAUUUGAGACUGAAACACUAAAAAUAGGCGUCUUAUUUUUAUGUGCUUAUAUAUGUAUGUGUGUGGAUGCAUUUAUGCAGUAUAUGUAUAUAUACAUAUGCAUUUAUAUUAGUGAUAAAAAUGUGUGUGUGGAUAGGAAAGGAUAGGGAACGAGUGUUUGAUGUAAAAAAAAAAAACGAAAGAAAAAAGUUUGAAUGCCUAUCUAAUAAAAUCUAAUCAAAUUUAUUUGUAAUAGAAUCAGCAAAAAGAAAAAAAAAAUCCUGGAACAUUCCACCACUAAGAAUCUUUACGGAUCAUAAUCAAAAAUUUGAACAAAAUUGAUAUAGAUAUUUUGUUUAAGUAAUUUUAUUUUUCAGAUAAUUGAAUGGAUGUAGAUCAUAUGUAAAUACUAAACAUCCCUAUAUCAUCAACCAUUUGAAAAUAAAUUUCAUAUGCGUUGAUGAGUUUCGAAUGAAAACAUUUUUUCGUUGGCCCAUUUCUUGUGGCCUUUUUCAUCCAAAUAAAUAGAUUAUGAAAUAUUAGCUUGAUCAAAUGUGAUGAAAUAAACAAUGGUCGAGAGGCUUUAUUUUCAAAAAUAACAUCCUCUUGAUCAACGCCUAUUUUCUUCUCCAGAAGGAGCACACUCAUGUGUUUUGCACACGAUAUACAAAACGACAAUGACUGUAUAUGUGUGUGCGCUCGUGAUGUAGUGCAUGUAAUUGUUGUUUCAAAUUAUAUAUUUAUGCCUGUAUUUUGAAACGUAAAUUUAAAACAAUGAAAUAUGGAUGAGUUAUUCACAUCCUUUUUCAUGCUAAGGAUGUUGUUUCUGGCUCAGUGCCUAUAGGAAGAACAUCCUUAGUAGAUGAACCGAACUGAAAGACUUGCCAUCUGGGUCAAUAGCUUUUUAAUCUUACAUCAAGGUUAAUAGCUGUUAACCUAACUAAUAUUUUCAGAAGCAUCUAUGAGUUAAAAAUGCAUUGUUAUACUUCCAAAAAAUAGAAGAUAAAUACAAUACUAGUUAAUACUGUGGUAAUAUGAAAUACGUUUCAAGUUGGAAGUGAAAAGAAAAAAGAAAAAAAAAUCACUGGAAGUUACUGAUAGUCAUCGUUUUGUUUAUUUUUAAAUAUAUUUUAAUGAAAACCGUAUACACAUUUGAGAAUAAUUAAUUUCUUUACAAAAUCAAUAAUAACAGAAAGAAAAUUCAAAUUCGUUAUGAAGGAAGGUUUUCGUGUUCGUAUUGAUUAAACCACAAAUGUUUAAUUCGUAGAAAACAUAACUACUUUCCAGUGAAUAUUUUUAAAACAUUGCUCCAUCUAUUAUAUUUGUUUAAUCAAAUAUGGCGUCAUUUUAUAUUCAAAGUCUACAAAAAUGGCGUCCACGAUAUUUUCAAUUAAUCCAUCAAAAAUACACCUAAAAGCUUAUGUCGAUACUUGCCAUUUUCAGUUUCUGUAUACUUAAAACACCAUCUGUCCUUGUCAAAAUAUCAUCAAGGGACUAAUAAUAGUCCCUUAUUAAACUCUUUCAUGAACUUUCAUUUCAGUGUAAGACAAAUAUAUUUUAUAAAACCAUUUAAAAUUUUAAAAAAAAGGAGAAUUAAAAAAAUUAAAAAUGCUAAUUACCAAGAAAAAAAUUUACUAGGAUUUUCCGUAAAUUUCAAGUUGAUAAACAGCACAAAGAAGAAGAAAAAAGGCAUUAAAACUUUACACUCCUGUACUUUUGCUUUUUAUAGUUUAUUCUGUAAAUAAAUAUAAUUUCAAAUA